CCCCAGAGAAAGCAUCUUCCCAAUGGGAGAAACUAACCAUUGUUGUAAUUGCGUGUAAAAUUUUCAUUCGUGUUAGAGUUCAAUUCGGUGAUAAAGAGUUUCUGUCAAAGAACAAUUAACGAAGACUGCAUGAAGGAGAAGGAAUCGAUCGAUUGAUUCCAACAGUUGAAAACAUGGGCGAUCAUUUGGCUAGGGCCCAGGAUUUCGAGAGCAAGGCAGAGAAGAGGCUCAACGGUUGGGGUUUGUUUGGCUCCAAAUUCGAGGACGCCGCUGAUCUCUUCGACAAAUCCGCCAAUUCCUACAAGCUCGCCAAAUCAUGGGACAAAGCAGGAUCCACGUACAUCAAAUUGGCGAAUUGUCAUUUGAAGUUGGAAAGCAAGCAUGAAGCUGCCCAAGCUUAUGUUGACGCUGCGCAUUGCUAUAAAAAAACUAAUACAAAUGAGGCUGUAUCUUGCUUAGACAACGCUGUAAAUAUUUUUUGUGAGAUUGGAAGACUCUCUAUGGCUGCUAGAUAUUUGAAGGAAAUUGCGGAGUUAUAUGAGGCUGAACAAAAUAUCGAGCAGGCAGUAAUUUACUUUGAAAGAGCGGCUGAUUUUUAUGAAAAUGAAGAAGUGAACACUUCUGCAAACCAGUGCAAGCAAAAAGUUGCUCAAUACUCUGCCCAGCUAGAACAAUAUCAGAGGUCAGUUGAGAUUUAUGAAGAGAUUGCUCGCCAGUCUCUAAACAAUAAUUUGCUGAAGUAUGGAGUUAAAGGACAUCUUCUUAAUGCUGGCAUUUGCCAACUUUGUAGAGGCGAUGUUGUUGCUAUUACCAAUGCACUGGAGCGAUAUCAGGAUUUAGAUCCAACAUUUUCAGGAACGCGUGAAUAUAGAUUUCUUGCAGAUAUUGCUGCUGCAAUUGAUGAAGAAGAUGUUGCGAAGUUUACUGAAGUUGUAAAAGAAUUUGAUAGCAUGACCCCUCUGGAUUCUUGGAAGACAACACUUCUUUUGAGGGUGAAGGAGAAACUGAAAGCCAAAGAACUUGAGGAGGAUGAUCUUACUUGAAUUGGAUAAUAGUCUCCUUAUGGUUGGAUAUCUUGUUUGAUAUUUUUUUCAUCUUGUAUUAUGCUUCUUUGUCUAGUUGUUCAUCUCACUACUAAUAUAAAUUGUACUUUGCUUUGAGUUUCAAUUGAAGUGGUCUUCAUGAAUUCUUGAAAUGAAUAUGUUGAGGUAGCUAGAGUCUCA
Messenger RNA from Vigna unguiculata (cowpea), 1223 nucleotides. Its product is annotated as alpha-soluble NSF attachment protein 2-like. Gene Ontology annotation, cellular component: vacuolar membrane; SNARE complex. Lineage: Eukaryota; Viridiplantae; Streptophyta; Magnoliopsida; Fabales; Fabaceae. The record is from RefSeq and is a predicted model, not a curated record. Gene Ontology annotation, biological process: intracellular protein transport; SNARE complex disassembly. Gene Ontology annotation, molecular function: syntaxin binding; soluble NSF attachment protein activity.